Messenger RNA from Chaetomium strumarium, 1296 nucleotides. Its product is annotated as amidohydrolase 3. The coding region runs from base 1 to 1296 and encodes 431 amino acids. The record is from RefSeq and is a predicted model, not a curated record. The transcript is spliced from 2 exons. Gene Ontology annotation, molecular function: hydrolase activity, acting on carbon-nitrogen (but not peptide) bonds. NCBI's taxonomy places the organism in Eukaryota, Fungi, Ascomycota, Sordariomycetes, Sordariales, Chaetomiaceae.
AUGCUGGAGCAGGAUGAGAUGCUGAAGGGGAAGUAUUUCAUGCUGGACCGCGUCGAUGUGCACUGUGCCUGGGUGUCGCAAGCGGUGCUCGACUUGCUGCCCCGCGACCUGCCGGAUGAGGUUCCCGGUGGGGAGAUCGUGCGGACACCGGGGAUGGGCGUCUUCUGCGACAAUGCGAUGGAUCUGGUUACGCCGCUGUGGCCGAAACCCGGCGUCGAGAGGAAGAAGACGUAUAUUGCCUCGGCGAUGAAGGAGCUGCACAAGGUCGGGCUCGUGGGCAUGCAUGAUGCGGGCGUACUGCCGGGGGAUAUCGCCAUGUAUGACCAGAUGAGCCGGACGGAUGACUGGACGCUCAGGGUCUACGCCAUGGUCGAGUGCCCGGAGCGGAACAGCUUCUGCCCAGAGGAGGCGGCCAAGGUGGAGCAUCCGGAUGGCAUGCUCUCGGUCAGGAGCGUGAAGCUGUUUGCCGACGGCGCCCUGGGAAGCUGGGGCAGCGCCAUGAUCGAACCCUACUCGGACCGCCCGGACACGAGGGGCUCGCUUCUCGUCAACGCCUCGACCCUGACCUCCCUCGCCAGAUCCUGGUCUGCCGCCGGCUUCCAAGUCAACAUCCACGCCAUCGGCGACCUAGCCAACCGACUGGCCAUUGACGCUCUCGAGGCAUCCCUCCACGACCUCUGCCCCGACCAGGAGCAGAAGAACCUCUCCGCCUGCCAGUCCCGCCACCGCUUCCGCAUCGAACACUCCCAAAUCAUCCACCCGGCCGACCAGAAACGCAUGCACGACAUCGGCAUCAUCCCCUCGAUCCAGCCCACCCACGCCACCUCGGACAUGGCCUACGCCGCGCUCCGCCUCGGCGACGAGAGGAUCCGCACCGAGGCGUACCGCAUGCGCUCUCUGCUCGACAUCGGCCCCGUGCUGGGCAGCGACUUCCCCGUGGAACCGCCGAACCCGUUCGAGGGCGUGUACGCGGCCGUCAUGAGGAAGAAUCCGCGGACGGGCCGGGGGCCGCCGGGGUAUGAAGACGGGUGGCAUGUCGAAGAGGCUCUGAGUGUGGAACAGGCCCUGGACGGGUUUACGCGGGGGGCUGCGUGGGGCGCCUUUCUGGAGGGGAAGGCGGGCGUCAUCCAGGAGGGGGCGUUUGGUGAUUGGGUUGUGUUGGAUGAGGAUAUUGCGCAGGUUGGGGCGGAGGAGUUGAGGCAUCUGAACGUCCGCGAGACAUGGGUUGGCGGAAAGAGGGUUUAUCAGAGGAUUGGUGGGGAUGAGGGCGGGAGCAGAGAGAAGGAGGAUCUGUAG